Molecule: messenger RNA, 2191 nt
Organism: Lycium ferocissimum
Lineage: Eukaryota; Viridiplantae; Streptophyta; Magnoliopsida; Solanales; Solanaceae
Product: MLO-like protein 4
Exons: 15
Coding region: 195-1952 (585 amino acids)
Biological process (GO): defense response
Cellular component (GO): membrane
Source: RefSeq, a predicted model, not a curated record
UUCUUUUUUAGUCCAACAAAAGUGAGAGAAAGAAAGAGGAAGAUUCCAUGCAGUGGAUCUCCACUCUUGUAAUAGUAAUAAAGUGUUAUUAUAUUAUAAGUUGAAGUCAAAUGUGAAGCCUUUUCAGUAUCCAGUCACUUGCUGGAUCUUGAUUUUCCCAGAAAGCCUUGUACUUUGAAGAAGGUGGUUAAGAAAUGGAAGUAGUAUUCAGGGAAGGAAGGUCAUUGGAGGAAACACCAACAUGGUCAGUGGCAACAGUCACCACAGUUAUGGUAUUUGUUUGCUUGUUUGUCCAACGCUCCAUUUACCGAUUUGGAAGGGUCAGUAGUCAAUGUGUGAUACUAAUUCUGUUUCAUUGUGUAUAUAUGCAGUGGUUGAAAAAGACUAGAAGAAAAGCUCUUUUUGCUUCUGUGGAGAAGAUAAAGGAAGAAUUGAUGCUGCUUGGGCUAAUUUCUUUGUUGUUGGGACAAUGCGCUAGGCAGAUUUCUCAAAUUUGUGUGAAUUCAUCACUUUUUAGCAGUAGAUUCUACCUUUGUUCUCAAGAAGAUUAUGACAGUACGAGUGAGACAAACCAUUUGUCAAGGUCCUCCAUUCUCCCUAAUCAUACUGAUAUUCCUCCCAAGGGAAUUUAUCAACCACCACAUCAAUGUGGUGAGGGACGUGAACCUUUUGUCUCCUAUGAAGGUCUCGAGCAGCUUCACCGGUUCCUGUUUGUUCUUGGUAUUACCCAUGUUCUCUACAGUUGUAUUGUUGUGGGCUUGGCCAUGACCAAGAUAUACAGUUGGAGAAAGUGGGAAAACCAAAUCAGCAGUGGGCCAGAGAACAACAUACAAGUGCCAAAAAAUAAGGAGAUGAGGCGACAGUCCACCUUUGCUAUGCAUCAUGCUUCUCAUCCAUGGAGUAAGAGUCGAAUUCUUAUAUGGAUGCUUUGCUUUCUAAAGCAAUUCAGGACUUCAAUUCAUAAGUCAGAUUACUUGGCAUUGAGAUUGGGCUUUAUCACUAAUCAUAAGCUUCCACUUACAUACAAUUUCCAUAAGUACAUGGUUCGUAGCAUGGAAGAUGAAUUUUAUGAAAUUGUAGGGAUCAGCUGGCUACUUUGGGGUUAUGCCAUCAUAUGCAUCUUCAUCAACAUUCAUGGUCUUAAUAUCUACUUCUGGCUUUCUUUUAUUCCUGCCAUUCUUGUCAUGGUGGUUGGAACAAAACUACAGCAUGUAGUCUCCUUGUUGGCACUUGAAAUUGCAGAGCCAAAGGGUCCACUUAUUGGAACACAAGUAAAGCCACGCGAUGAAUUAUUUUGGUUUGGGAAACCGAAGAUACUAUUACGAUUGAUACAGUUUAUAUCUUUUCAGAAUGCUUUUGAAAUGGCAACAUUUAUCUGGUCCUUGUGGGGAUUAGAGCAACGGGCGUGCUUCAUGAAGAACCAUGCAAUGGUUGUCAUCAGAUUGAUUUCAGGGGUUGUUGUGCAGUUCUGGUGUAGCCACGGCACUGUUCCUUUAAACGUGAUUAUCUCGCAGAUGGGUUCGCGGUGUGGAAAGGCUCUAGUAGCUGAAAGUGUUCGAGACUCACUUCACAGUUGGUGUAAGAGAGUAAAGGACAAGUCGAAGCGAGAUGCUCUACGCUCUAUCACUACAAGAUCGACAUGUUCCCUUGGAUCAACAAUUGAUGAGGAGGAUGAGAUAGCAACAGUAACUUUAUCUCCAUGUUCCUCUAGAGGCUCAUUUCACCACCUAGAUGAGAAUGUUGUCUCAAAUGAAGAUUGCAUUGUUGAAACUUCAACCCAACCAGAACAUGAACUUUCCUUCAGAAACAGGGAAUAUUCAUCCGAUACAGAGGAGAUCGUGAUUGAUGAGAGGCAUUCAUCUGAACCUCGGGUUACUGAUAUAGAAGAGAUUGUAGCUAAUGAUGACGCAGGCAAGCUGGAAACACUCUUCGAGCUGUUUCAGAAGACAUGAUUUUUUCUCUUGCUACACGAGUAUUCAUUCUGUACAAUACACUACAUUAGCUGAGUAGACGCAGAGCAAUUCGUGCAUGGGAUAAGCCCCUUAAGAGUAUAAAUUGCUGCCUUUGCUAUCUAGACAUGAAGACCACUUCUCUAUGUUUAAGCUAGAUUAGUCUUGUAUUGUGUUACUCAGAAAAUGAACAUAUAUUAUUUGUAAAGGAACAGUCUGAUGAAUAUAUGCCUAAUUUUACA